AUGCCAAAGCUUGCCAGAGUUCACGGGAGCGCGGAAUCACACAUGCUCACAUAUGCAGGUGUUCUGCUGUAUGAGACUUUGGCAUGGGAAGUGAAACUACCAAAGGAAAUUCAUGGCCUCAAAGGUUCUUGUCUGGUUAUACCGUGCUCUUACUCUUACACUUCAAACCCACCAACUAACCCACAUAGAGUUGUGUGGUAUCAGUGGGUGUCGAUUGGCUACCCUUUAGUUUGUCAUCCACAGAAAAUAAAACAAGUCAUAAGCAAAUUCAAAGAAAAAACUGAUAUAUAUAACCCUACAAACUCAGAUCGGGAUUGUAGUCUGCUGAUCAAAAGCGUGGAUCCGUCUCACAAUGGAGAAAAAUUAUAUACAUGGAUUGACCCAGAAAAUAUUGGGUGGCGCACCUACAAGUUUUAUGAUGUUACCUCCACGAUUAUUGUUGACGCAAAUCCACAGCAGCCCAUCAUAAAUAUCUCUGGAGGUUUAAAGACCGGUGACAACAUUACAGUAGUGUGUUACACCAACCACACCUGUCCAUACAGCAAACCAAACAUUACUCUGAAGGGUAUUGAAGGAUCUGAUAAAAUAGAUGAUGUUAAUAUUGAAAAGGAUCAAUGGAAAACUACCCGGACACGAACCGGUGUUGUGAAGGCUGAACAUUUGGAUAUUGAGUGUACUGUAACACAUCAUGGAGGCAUAACAGCAAAAGCUACAAAAUCACAAAGUGCAAAAUGUGUCUAUUAUAAUAUAACCAUUGAGCCUAAACUGGCAGCAGAUAUAAUAGAGGGUGUUGAAAAGACCUUCACUUGUACCGUCCAUCAUUCCUGCCAGAAGAAUCCUCCGAUCCUCUCCUGGAACUAUGAGAAUAUGCCGGUCAAAGAUGGAAAGAAACAACUUACAGGGUUUGAAUUGGCCACCUUUUCCACCAUAACCUUUUUGGGGGCAAAGAAAGACGAUGGGAAGAAAUUAAUCUGCACUACAAAUAUUUCUGGACAGAAAAUCACAGCAUCUGUCGACUUACAUGUACAACCUGUUUCCCAGAAUGAACCCGAUGUGAUGACCUUUGACUUGAAGACAAUUGGUCUUUACAUUCUAGCCCCUUCAUUUGUCUUUCUUCUCAUUUGCAUAUUUGCUGGAGUCAUCAUAUACAAGAAGUGUAACAGGUCAAAGGAUGUGUAUGCAACUGUGGGAGUCAAGACUUUCUCUAAAGCCCGUAUACCAUCAUCAAAGAGUCAGAGAAAUUCCUGCCCUAUUGAGGAUUAUGAAGAGAUUUACACCAUCAUGGAAGAUCUCAGCAUUUAUAGAAAAGUCUAA
This is a messenger RNA of Misgurnus anguillicaudatus (oriental weatherfish), 1314 nucleotides long. Lineage: Eukaryota; Metazoa; Chordata; Actinopteri; Cypriniformes; Cobitidae. The record is from RefSeq and is a predicted model, not a curated record.